This is a messenger RNA of Monopterus albus (swamp eel), 5247 nucleotides long. It is a transcript of the gene ctnnd2a, whose product is annotated as catenin (cadherin-associated protein), delta 2a. The transcript has 21 exons. Gene Ontology annotation, biological process: cell-cell adhesion; dendritic spine morphogenesis. The coding region runs from base 288 to 3446 and encodes 1052 amino acids. Gene Ontology annotation, molecular function: protein binding. NCBI's taxonomy places the organism in Eukaryota, Metazoa, Chordata, Actinopteri, Synbranchiformes, Synbranchidae. Gene Ontology annotation, cellular component: nucleus; postsynaptic density; plasma membrane. The record is from RefSeq and is a predicted model, not a curated record.
UGCCUCCCCCUCCUCCAUCUCUUCCAUAUCCUUCUCCUCCUCCCUGUGAUUGCCUCAGCUUUGCACCCCCCACCCCCGCCCGACCCAGCGUCCCCGCAUGGUUCUAUCCCCGGCAACUCUGCACGCAGGACGCAGCGGCAAGGCGCACCGCUUCGUUCUGAUCUGAAAACACAGUGGAUUCACUUGAAAGAGUGGGGGGCCAGGGGCAAAAGGAGAACAAGGAGAAGCCGGUCGCUGACCGUGGUCAGGAUCCCAUUUUCGGCCAGGACUCCAGGUCAUUGCUGGAGAUGUUUACUGAAGAAAGCCACUGCAGGACUCCACAAAGGGCAAUGCCGGUUCCAGAGCAGCCUGAGGAGCAGGAGCAGGGGGCCAUGGUUCCCUCUGUGAUACCAGCCUCUAAUGGAGACAGAUCUGAGACAGAGACCACCUCCUCCAUCCUUGCAUCAGUCAAAGAGCAGGAGCUUCAGUUUGAACGCUUAACCAGGGAACUUGAGGCUGAGCGUCAGAUUGUCGCCACACAGCUGGAGAGAUGCAAGCUGGGAUCAGAGACGGGCAGCAUGAGCAGCAUCAGUUCAGCGGAUGAGCAGUUUCGCUGGAAUGUCCCAGCAGAUGGACAAAAGGAUAUUGAGGAUGAGCUGACCACAGGUUUGGAGUUGGUGGAUUCCUGUAUUCGCUCCCUCCAGGAAUCAGGAAUACUUGACAGUGGAGAUUACUUUCUCUUUUCUUCAGGCUCUCGUGGCUCCUACAGUAAUCAGCACAGUCAGGAGCCCCUUCGUCCUUUGGGUUCCCCAGAGCACCACAUAGAUCCCAUCUAUGAAGAACGUGUCUACCACAACAAGGGCCCAAUGAGGAGCCUUAGCCAGAGCCAAGGGCCAGACACAGGUCCUUAUCGCAACAACACCGCUCCUUCCUCCCCUGGUGUCGACUCCGCCCCUUUGCAGCGCACAGGAAGUCAUGGCACGGGAACAGGAAACUAUAGCCGUGGCGGAAACAACUACUCCACAGUGGGGCCAGGAUACACCUCAAGCGGAGGUGGUGGCAGCGGAGAUGUGUAUGGCUCAGACCCCUAUGUGGCAGACCCCUACCGCACCCUGCAAUACUGCCCUUCAGUGGUGGAAUCACCCUAUAGCAAGUCUGGCCCAGCCCUGCCGCCUGAAGGCAGCCUGCAGCGUUCCCCUUCCAUUGAUUCUAUUCAGAAAGACCCCAGAGAGUUUGGGUGGAGAGAUCCGGAGCUGCCAGAGGUGAUUCAGAUGUUACAGCACCAGUUCCCGUCGGUUCAGUCCAAUGCAGCAGCCUACCUACAGCAUCUCUGCUUUGGAGACAACAAGAUCAAAGCUGAGAUCCGUAGACAGGGAGGCAUUCAGCUGCUGGUCGACCUACUGGACCACAGGAUGAGCGAGGUUCACCGCAGUGCCUGCGGAGCCCUGAGGAAUCUGGUGUAUGGCAAGGCCAAUGAUGAGAACAAAGUGGCCCUGAAGAACUGUGGGGGGAUUCCUGCCUUGGUCCGCCUGCUGAGAAAGAGUGGAGAUGUGGAAAUUAGAGAGCUGGUCACAGGUGUGCUGUGGAACCUGUCAUCAUGCGAUGCUCUGAAAAUGCCAAUUAUCCAGGACGCCCUGGCCGUUCUAACCAACAGUGUCAUCAUACCCCAUUCUAACUGGGACUCCUCCUCCAAUCAUCUUGAGGACCACAAGCUCCAACUUCAUACUUCCCAGGUGCUGCGCAAUGCUACUGGCUGCCUCAGGAAUGUAAGCUCUGCGGGCGAGGAGGCACGACGAAGGAUGAGGGAGUGUGAUGGCAUGACAGACGCUCUGCUUUAUGUCAUCCAGACCUCUCUGGGCAGCAGUGAGAUCGACAGCAAGACUGUAGAGAACUGUGUUUGCAUCCUGAGAAACCUGUCAUACCGCUUGGCUGCUGAGACAUCUCACACGCAGCAGGGAGGGUUGGAGGAGCUGGAUGGCCUGCUUUGUGAUGCCAACGGCCGCGAUGGUGAGAGCUCUGGCUGCUGGGGCAAGAAGAAGAAGAAAAAGAAGGGAGCAGACCAGUGGGAUGGGUUGGGCCCCUUUCCGGAUACGACGGAGCCCCCCAAAGGGGUUCAGAUGCUAUGGCAUCCCACCAUCGUCAAGCCCUACCUCACCCUGCUGUCUGAAUGCUCAAAUCCUGACACCCUGGAGGGAGCCGCGGGGGCUCUGCAGAACCUGGCUGCAGGCAGCUGGAAGUGGUCAGUGUACAUCCGAGCUGCUGUCCGUAAGGAGAAAGGCCUUCCCAUCCUGGUGGAGUUACUGAGGAUAGAUAACGACAAGGUGGUGUGUGCCGUGGCCACUGCUCUCAGAAAUAUGGCCCUGGACAUUAGGAACAAGGAACUCAUUGGUAAAUACGCAAUGAGAGAUUUGAUCCAUCGGUUACCAGGAGGUAGUAGCAGCAGCAACAAUAACGCCACCAGCAGCGGAACCUCUGGAACCACAGGCCCUCCCACUCCCAGCAAGACCAUGUCAGAUGAAACAGUAACUGCCAUCUGCUGUGCACUGCAUGAAGUCAUCACCAAGAAUAUGGAGAAUGCCAAAGCUCUUCGUGAUGCUGGAGGCAUAGAAAAACUCAUCAGCAUUGUCCGCAGCAAGGGAGACAAACACUCAGCAAAGGUGGUAAAGGCAGCCUCUCAGGUCCUCAGCAGUAUGUGGCAGUAUAGAGACUUGCGCUCCCUCUACAAGAAGGAUGGCUACUCCCAGUAUCACUUUUUGGGUUCUGCCUCAACGAUAGAGAGAGACCGACAGAAGCCCUAUACCUCCUCACGAACUCCCUCUGUCUCCCCUGUCAGGACAUCGCCAAAUAACCGCUCUGCUAGCGCACCAGCCUCCCCCAGAGAGAUGAUCAGUCUGAAGGAACGCAAGAUGGACUAUGAUUCCACAGCAACCAAUGUUGGUUUCCAUAGCAACAAAGGAGAGCACACAUCCCGGAAAGACGGCAUGGCAGUUCAAGUAUCCUGUGGGACAUCUACAUUGUUCCGAAACUCUUACCUGACUGCCAGUGAUGACAUCAAACAGAACCAGGCUCCAGCCCAGCCCUGUAUUGUGCCCCCCCAGCCCCAGCAGGACAGCCCAUCAGCAGGUGUACUAAAAGACUACGACUCCUACCCUCCCCCUCCUUCGUUCCCCCAGCCUCAGCCGUCACAGCCUCCUCCUCACAACCAGAGUCAGAGCUUUGAUGACGCAUACUAUGAGGGACCUCCACCUCCCCCAUCCCAGCCACAGCCACAGAUCCAGGCACAGGCCCAACCCCAGCAGCCUCCAAGCUCAACUGGACCACCCCGGGAUCCACGGGAAGACCUGCGCAUGCACCUGGGCCUCAAAUCCACCGGCAACUAUGUUGAUUUCUACUCAGCCUCUCGGCCAUACAGUGAAUUGAACUACGAGACCAGCCACUACCCAGCCUCGCCUGACUCCUGGGUCUAAUUAGACUCUGAUGAUAGUGGGGCAAGAGAGAGUCUGUGUGUCCAUGUGUGAAGUGUAUGGGUUUUGCAAACAAUCAACGGCAGAUUAACACAAGGUUACAGCAAGUGGCAUGUUGGAAAUGGAUCUUGUAGCUAAUGGCAAGAAAUUAGGGGAAAGGCAGGGCUGGAUGGGGUUAAAAAGUGCAGUCAUUUUUGAGUAACAAAGAGGGAUUGUGCAUGUGCAUGCCAACAUUUUUCUUUUUUUCAGACAGCUUUACUUCUUCAGCUCCAUUGCACCUGUGAGUGGAUAAGGAGCAAGUGGCACUACUGUAAGGGUGAGAGAUUGGUGGGCAGGGAAUAUAGAAAGAGAGAAAAUGAACAGGCGGAGAGAGCGCACAAGACCUAGAGAGGAAGCAAGUGAUGGGAUCAAGACAUAAUGGGGAGUAGAUGAGGGAGAUCUCUUACUCUAUAGGAGCAGAAAGUGGCCUGACCUUUUGUUGAAGACAGAGGAAGAAAAGUGAUACAAAGACACCAUGAGGGUUGUUCUUGAGGAGGUCAGGAAUAUGAAAAGCACAGAGAAAGCUGGAAGCACAUCAGGCCCAAUGCAAGUAGUGGCUGCUUACCAUUUCACCCAAGUGACAAACAUAGCACUGCUUUCUUGUUGCAAUGCCCCUGCUGCCUACAGAGGAAUGCUAUCUUUAACAAACAUCUUUUUAGUCAUCAUUGUUUGACAUGAUAUUUUUAUUUGUACUUUGUUAAGUUUUCAUUUUCUCUGUACAGUGUGUAUAUUACAUUUUUUUUAAAUGGGACCAAGUUCUUUUUUCAUGACUACUGACUGAAAUAACAAAAGCAACAAAAAUAAGUCAAAUGCGAACACACAAAGCAGAAAAGACAAACACUGGCAGGAUGGCUGUCAGUGGACAUCUUUGUUUUUGCCUUUUUCCCAACCAGAGAUGAGGCCCUGCAGUAUUUGUGUUUUUCUCUCUCCAUCAAGUGAAUUUCAUUGUGGCUGUGCUCAGACGUCAACAGUCAGAGCAUCACACUGGCAGAGCAGCAUCCCAAGUCCCCAUCAACAACAAGCACUUUUUCACUGCCUAAAGAAUAUGUCUAUGUUUAAAGCACACCGUCUGUCUUUGGAAAGUAUUGUGCUUUCCUUUUGGUGAGCUAAAUUGUUUGACUUUGUGAACUUUCAGUGCUUUCUCCUCAUCACUUAAUAAUAAAUAAAAACUGCUCCUUCCAACAAGAGCCACUGUGAAUAUUGUACAUGUCAAUGUACAGUAGAGAUAAAGAGAGAGCAAGACAUGACAUUGUGCCAAACUUUGACACCUUGUGGACCAGUCAUGGUCCUAAUGGACUUUAAAAGAACAUUUUGUCGAAGUUUACAGACGAUGACUGGAUGACUCCCUCUGCUGUUUAUAACUUUUAUUUUCUUUAGUUUUGAUCAUAUAACAUACACAUUGCUGGGGAUCAUGGGUAACAGCUCCCUCCCAUAGAUAUACAGACCUGCCUCUCUGUGUUGACUGAGCAUGUGUGGGUGUUACGUCUGGACACACGUGUGUUUGUGUGCAUGUAUGUGACAGAAUGUGAGGCCUUUGUGUAUACGCACAACCUGAGUGAGUGUAUCUAUGCAUGCAUGUGUGUGGUAGUGGGUGUAUGCCACUGUUGUGUGUAUGUGUGUGUGUGUGUGCGUUCUUGUAUAAAUCAAUGUCCAAACAAGGCAUUCCUACCGACAGUUUGUCCAGUUUUAUAACAUGAAAUACCAAGCUAAAAUGACUAGAAUGAAUUGUUGAUAUAGAAUGACAAAUCUAAAAAUAUAUGAAAAU